Messenger RNA from Prunus armeniaca (apricot), 732 nucleotides. Lineage: Eukaryota; Viridiplantae; Streptophyta; Magnoliopsida; Rosales; Rosaceae. The record is from the annotation of a GenBank genome assembly.
AUGGGUGAAGAAGUGAAGGUAGUGGUUCCAGAGUCAGUGUUGAAAAAGAGGAAGAGAGAAGAGGAGUGGGCUUUGGCAAAGAAACAGGGGCUUGAAGCUGCCAAGAAAAAGAAUGCUGAGAAUCGGAAGCUAAUUUACAACCGAGCAAAGCAAUAUUCUGAGGAGUACAAGGAACAGGAAAAGGAGUUGAUCCGGUUGAAGCGUGAGGCUAAGUUGAAAGGUGGAUUUUAUGUUGAUCCAGAAGCUAAGCUGUUGUUUAUCAUUCGAAUUCGUGGUAUCAAUGCAAUUGACCCAAAGACCAAGAAGAUUUUGCAACUCUUGCGUUUGAGACAGAUCUUUAAUGGUGUCUUCCUGAAAGUUAACAAGGCCACCCUCAACAUGCUUCACAGGGUUGAACCUUAUGUUACUUAUGGGUAUCCCAACUUGAAGAGUGUAAAAGAGCUGAUAUACAAGAGAGGUUAUGGGAAGCUUAACAAGCAGAGAACUGCCUUGACCGACAACUCUAUUGUUGAGCAGGCUUUGGGCAAGUAUGGCAUUAUCUGCACGGAAGAUCUUAUUCAUGAGAUCUUGACAGUUGGACCUCACUUUAAGGAAGCAAACAACUUUCUAUGGCCAUUCAAGCUGAAGGCACCACUUGGUGGUCUUAAGAAGAAGAGGAACCACUAUGUUGAAGGUGGAGAUGCCGGAAACCGUGAGAAUUACAUCAAUGAGCUUAUUAGAAGAAUGAAUUAG